UACACUUAUUCAGAUAUCAAGAAAAUGACUAACUCCUUCAAAGAUAAACUAGGUGGAGGAGGAUAUGGUGAUGUGUUCAAAGGAAAAUUACUUGAUGGUCGUUUGGUGGUAGUGAAGAUCCUCAAUGACUCCAAAGGAAAUGGAGAGGAAUUCAUCAAUGAAGUUGCAAGCAUUAGUAGGACUUCCCAUGUUAAUAUUGUCGCUCUUCUUGGUUAUUGUUUUGAGGGGAUCAGAAGAGCUCUUGUAUAUGAAUUCAUGCCCAAUGGAUCUCUCGAUAAUUACAGGAUUAUGGUUUUGGAAAUGGUUGGAGGAAGAAAGAAUGUGAAAGUGUCAGUGGAUCAUACAAGUGAAAUAUAUUUCCCACAUUGGAUCUAUAAGAAUUUCCAACAAGAUCAAGAGCUAGAACUAGAAGGGAUCACCACUAAAGCAGAAGAAGAAAUUGUUAGGAAAAUGACUUUGGUAGGGCUAUGGUGCAUCCAAAUUGAUCCUUCACAUCGGCGUUCGGUGAGUAAAGUUGUUGAAAUGUUAGAGGGAAGCAUUACUUCAUUGCAGAUCUCUCCAAAGCCUUACUUAUAUUCUCCUUCUAGAUUGCCACUGGCAGAUUGUUCUGGUAUUACUACCUUGGAAAAUUCUUCGAUAACAUAA
Messenger RNA from Macadamia integrifolia, 645 nucleotides. RefSeq names its product PR5-like receptor kinase. NCBI's taxonomy places the organism in Eukaryota, Viridiplantae, Streptophyta, Magnoliopsida, Proteales, Proteaceae. Gene Ontology annotation, biological process: protein phosphorylation. The transcript has 2 exons. The record is from RefSeq and is a predicted model, not a curated record. Gene Ontology annotation, molecular function: protein kinase activity; ATP binding. The annotation marks the transcript as partial.